Pelobates fuscus (common spadefoot toad) is the source of this 2197-nucleotide messenger RNA. RefSeq names its product TBC1 domain family member 13 (gene TBC1D13). The coding region runs from base 42 to 1259 and encodes 405 amino acids. Gene Ontology annotation, molecular function: GTPase activator activity. Gene Ontology annotation, biological process: activation of GTPase activity; intracellular protein transport. Lineage: Eukaryota; Metazoa; Chordata; Amphibia; Anura; Pelobatidae. The transcript has 12 exons. The record is from RefSeq and is a predicted model, not a curated record.
UCUACCCUCCCACCGCAACUGAAACCCCACCGGAACUCAACAUGUCGAGUCUGCACAAGACCAAGAUUGCAGAGUUCCAGAGUAUUCUCAGUGAGCCGCUGAUUAAUCUAUCUGUGCUACGAAAGCUCUGUUUUAAUGGAAUCCCAUUUGAAGGAGGUAUUCGAUGCUUAUGUUGGAAGAUAUUACUAAACUAUCUCCCCACAGAUCGAACACUAUGGGACUCGGUGCUGGCGAAACAGAGGGACACCUACUCCCACUUCUUGAAAGACAUGAUCAUCCAACCUGGAAUCGCCAAAGUCAAGUUUGGAAUAUCCAGAGAGGAUGUAACUUUAGAAGAUCACCCGCUGAAUCCAAACCCAGACAGUCGAUGGAACACAUAUUUUAAAGAUAAUGAAGUGUUGCUACAGAUAGACAAGGAUGUCAGGAGGCUUUGCCCUGACUUUUCAUUUUUCAUCAAGGCUACGGAUUAUCCCUGUCUUUUGAUAAUGGAUCCCGAGAAUGAAUACGAGACUUUGCGAAAGCGCGUGGAACAGACCACGCUGAAGUCUCAGACUGUGGCACGGAACCGGAGUGGCCUCACUAAUGUAAGCUCCCCACUGAAGACCUCAACAUCAUAUCCACUGAACGAGUAUGAGCCUCUGCCCAGUGGCUGCGAGGCACAUUGGGAGGUGGUGGAGAGGAUCUUAUUCAUUUACGCCAAGUUGAACCCCGGCAUUGCCUAUGUACAAGGCAUGAAUGAAAUUGUAGGGCCCGUUUACUACACGUUUGCUACAAAUCCCAACAGUGCAUGGAAAGAGCACGCGGAAGCAGAUACUUUUUUCUGCUUCACUAAUCUGAUGGCAGAAAUUCGUGACAAUUUUAUCAAGAGCUUAGACGACUCACAGUGUGGAAUAACUUCAAAGAUGGAGAAGGUCUAUGCAACUCUGAAGGAGGAUGAUGAGGAGUUGUACCUAAAACUGCAAGAACAAAACAUAAAGCCCCAGUUCUUUGCUUUCCGGUGGCUGACCCUACUGUUCUCCCAAGAGUUUGUGCUUCCUGACGUCAUCCGAAUUUGGGAUUCUCUGUUUGCUGAUGAGAAAAGAUUUGACUUCCUCCUUAAUGUUUCUUGUGCAAUGCUGAUAUUAAUUCGUGAUCAGUUAUUAGCAGGAGACUUUACCGUGAACAUGAGGCUGUUACAGGAUUACCCUCUCUCAGAUGGGGAUGUUCUACCCAUUCUGAAGAAAGCCAAGGAACUACGGGAUUCAAAACCAAACGUAUGAAGAGGACAAUCUCUGAACACUCCAGAGGGACACGUGUAUAAGACUGUACUCUGCCUUCCAGCUAGCCUAUUCACAAUGCACCUAUGUAUAGGCUGUGCUCUGUGUUGGUGAUCCGAACACUAACUACUCUGGGUCCCUAAUUGGGAACAGGAAUUUUUGCUGCACAAAUCAACUGACACACAACUGCCUACCUGGCAAGAUCUGACUUGCUUUGGACUUUUCAUUUAUUGGCAUGUUGUGUUCUAUUCUCUAUCAUGGAAGUUGACAACAUUCCUGAGGUUCUAUCAUAUUGUAGUCUGGUGACAGCACUGUCCCACCAUACGCACUCCAAUCAAAACACCUGCAACUCCACACUACUUGUUAAUAUGGGCUGUUCUGUUUAAAGGAUCAACCUCAGGAUUCUCUCCAAGUACUAAGGCUAAUGAACUGGAAUCAUCGUGAGUUCACACGUGCCUAUACUUUUUGUGGCCACAGAUGCAUUGUUAGGCAAUGCAAAAUGUGCUCGCUUGGAUAUUUCAGGAGUUAAACUUCUUGUAUCAUGACUGUUACCUAUGUAUUGUAGCAUUGCACGUCUGAAGGGAACCCUAAAACUGCCUCUCUCCUCAGGGCUCAGUACUUUAGUUGAAUAAGUGUUUAAUUGUGUUUAAUUAUCCUUUAGUGCAUUCAAAAUAGAUUACCUUUGAUUGUCAACUGGGCCAGUUUAUUUUAUAUUUCUGAUUUAAUUUUUUGUAAUGUUUUAAUACAGCGUGGAGAAAUUGUUUAAAGAAAAAAAACUUUUUAUUGUGGUUAUAAAACUAGAGGUGAUGUCACAAUUGUAUUUUUAAUGGGGAUUUCUAAUUAUUAAUCCCAAUAAACACUCUUCAUGCCUGUGGUUUUGGUAAUUAGCUUAACAAACCUGUAAUGCACAGCACCAGUUUGAAUAAUUAAUAGCCACAAUU